Molecule: messenger RNA, 348 nt
Organism: Xyrichtys novacula (pearly razorfish)
Lineage: Eukaryota; Metazoa; Chordata; Actinopteri; Labriformes; Labridae
Source: the annotation of a GenBank genome assembly
AUGUUCUCUUUUUUGAUCCCUCCCGAACGCUUUGAUGGACACAAGUUUGAUUCAUCUCUGAUUGACUGGCUGGACACACAGGAUUUGGCAAUGCAACUGAUUGAGCUGAAAAGCCCAGCACUGUGGAUGACCAAGUUUGCAGAGCUACGCGAAGAAUUGGAAACUACAGAAGACAAAAAUCACGGAACUUGCAUCUACGCCUGUUGGAAAUCUGUACCAGAUAAAUUCUGCUGCUUCAAGAACGUUGCUUUGGCUCUGCUGUCAGUCUUCGGUUCAACCUACCUCUGUGGACAAGUCUUUUCACACGAAGGACGUGCUCAGCCCCUCCCACAGUCGUUUGACUGCUGA